This is a messenger RNA of Gryllus bimaculatus (two-spotted cricket), 777 nucleotides long. The record is from the annotation of a GenBank genome assembly. NCBI's taxonomy places the organism in Eukaryota, Metazoa, Arthropoda, Insecta, Orthoptera, Gryllidae.
AAGAAGAGUGGGUGGUCAGCUGGCCCUCGCUUGGCGCUGCUGUCGAGGCACUGUUUGCGCAGGCGGCAGGCGGGGCUGGGCCCGCGACUGGGCCGCUCGCCCGCGCUGCAGAUGGUGGAGGAGAAGGCGCGCGUGGUGCUGAGCCGUGCCGAGUUCUCCACGCUCGCCUACUACCAGGAGGAGUACGCGGGCCGGCAGAUGACCAUCGAGGCGUUCGUGGCCGUGCUGCUCGAGCUGCUCAACACCCCCGAGAAGUACACGCUGCUGACGGAGCUGCGCGAGGUGGUGCUGCCCGAGGACCGCAGCCGCUUCGACGAGCUGGUCUACCGGCGCGAGGCGGAGGGCCAGCGCUGCCGGGAGCUGCGCGACCUCCUCGACCAGCGCGAGCAGGAGCGGCACGGCGCGCCGCGGAGAAAGGGGGUUCCUGGCAGCGGGGACAGCAGCCACAACAUGCUGAUGGCCAACCUCCACGACCUUCCCGGCCCGCCGAGUACCGCGCGGUCCACCACGCGGCCGUGCAAGUUCCCGUCUCGGUCGAAGGUGGCAGCACCUACGAACAGUUUAACGAACCCGAGGAGUUCCGCACGCCAGCGAGGACUCGGCGUGGGGCUGGGCGCCGACGGUGCGAGCUGCUACCGGGGCAGCAGGGGCGCUGGCGCGGGCGCCGGCUCCUGCAGUGAAGCUGGUGCUUCACCGCGCCUCGGCAAGAGGACGUCAGACCUGGCGCUGUCCCAACGACGACGACGACUUCGACCCGGCGGGCCCAGCGCCAGCAGC